This is a messenger RNA of Trichobilharzia szidati, 728 nucleotides long. Lineage: Eukaryota; Metazoa; Platyhelminthes; Trematoda; Strigeidida; Schistosomatidae. The record is from the annotation of a GenBank genome assembly.
GUGAGCAGAAAUAUGAUGCUCUCAGUGCAAUUUAUUCUUCUCUCAGUAAUUCCACUGGCUCUGGCUAGUCGAGAUGCAUAUCAGGAGAAAAUAUUCAAAAUGCACAAUGAAUAUCGUAAACAGAUACUGGAGUGUAAAGUGGAUGGACAACCAUCAGCUAAGAGAAUGCCUCCUCUCAUAUGGGAUGAAGAACUGGCUAGUCAAGCGGAAACAUUAGCAAAAUCUUGUACAUAUAGAUAUAAAUCUCCGACAAGCAGAAGAUUUGCUUCAGUUGGACAGAAUACGGCUAAUUGUGAAUAUCUCGAAGAUGUCAUGAAAAGUUGGUUCGGUCAGCACAAGUGGUAUAAAUUCAAAGACCAUUAUUGUAGUCAGCCAUGCUCAGAGUACUUGCAGAUGGUUUCCGCAAAUACUACACAUAUUGGAUGUGCAUACAAUGAAUGUCCAUACGGUGAUGACGGCUCUUACGUCAUAGUCAUAGUUUGUAAUUAUGGUCCAGGGGUGAAACUUAAUAUGAGACCCUAUGAAGCGAAGAAUAUCGAUGAAGUAUGUCCAGUGAAAAGAAAUAGAGUAGCUGGUCAACCGCGGCGUGGACAACGACGGCGUACUAACAGCACAAUGAAAAAUAGCAACAGAAAUAAACCAAGAAAGAAUUAAUAACUAAUUAUUAUUUUAAUAUAAAAUCUGUGUAACCCAAUACAUGCACACUUUUUCAAAUAUAAUGACUUUUA